AUGGCUGUUGUCACGACGCCGUCCUCCAGCGGUAUCGAGUUCGCCGACACUGGCCACUACCUCAUCACAUGCGCCAUCUUCUACAAGAUGUUCCAGAAGGUGGGACACGUGAAAAAGGAGUCCGAACGCCUUGAACGGUCGCGACGAGCCAACAGCCUGACCAAAGGCUUCUCCGAGUGCCACAGGUCUCACAAAGGUCUCUUCGUCGGCCUCCUCCUCUUCAUGGCCACGCUGGUCACCACCUCGCUUUUCCUCAUCUUCUACGCACGUCGCCGAGAGCGUCGUCUCGCCAUCACGCUCUAUCAGUGCACGGAACUCGUGCUUCUUGGCGUCAGCACAUUCACCUGCUUCGCCGCCACACUCCGGCUUCGGAUACUCAAGUUCUGCGACCUCUCAGAGGAGGGCGCCUUCGACGACAACCUCCUACUUAUCGGCCUACUCGGCAUGCUCUUCUACAACAUUUUCAUUCUGGUGCCCGCCCUCGGGGCUCUGCCAAGCGAGGAGGUGGCGGCUUACCUAUUCGUUGCUAAGGCCCUGUUGGAGAUGUUCCAGUCCAUGUUGCAGGUGGUACCUGACGAUUUAUUCCUUUUCCCUUGGUUUGCUCAUCCUAUCCUGCCAAAACACGCACCCAGACUCAUAUGCCUUGUCCCAUAA
Protopolystoma xenopodis is the source of this 654-nucleotide messenger RNA. The record is from the annotation of a GenBank genome assembly. Lineage: Eukaryota; Metazoa; Platyhelminthes; Monogenea; Polystomatidea; Polystomatidae.